Molecule: messenger RNA, 1149 nt
Organism: Colletotrichum graminicola M1.001
Lineage: Eukaryota; Fungi; Ascomycota; Sordariomycetes; Glomerellales; Glomerellaceae
Exons: 2
Coding region: 1-1149 (382 amino acids)
Biological process (GO): protein import into peroxisome matrix, docking
Cellular component (GO): peroxisomal membrane; peroxisomal importomer complex
Molecular function (GO): signaling receptor binding
Source: RefSeq, a predicted model, not a curated record
AUGAGCGACUCCGACGACAAUAAGAGCACGCCCGGCAUCCCAGAAUGGCAGCGUGACCAAAAGACGGAUGCCGAACUCGAGCCGCAGACCCAACAGCCAUCACAGGAUGCUGUACCGAACGAGCCCACCAGAGAGAAUAGCAUCGAAAUUGCUCGCAAGUUUCUGCAAGAUGACGAGAUCAAAGACGCGCCGAGGGAGGUCAAGGAGGCAUUUCUCAAGACCAAGGGAAUCUCUUCUACAGAUAUAGAGGAGUUGUUGGGCAGCUCGGUACCCGAACCAGCACACGACACUACCCAAACAGAUCAAACAUCGGCAAGCUCAACACAAGUAGCGGCAACAACGACACCCAAAUCACAAGAAGUCCCGACACCACCGCCUAACAACGAGGUCUCUAUCCCGCGCCAAACAGACCAGCCCCCCGUCGUAACCUACCCCGAGUUCCUCACGAAGUCGACCCGUCCUCCGCCCUUGGUCACCGCCAACGGAAUCCUUAACACACUAUAUGCCUUCGCCGGCCUCUCCACCCUCCUCUACGGCACGAGUAAGUACGUCGUGGCGCCCAUGGUCGAAACCCUUACCGAAGCGCGCUGUGACCUCCACGACACCACGUCCAAGAACCUCGCCAAGAUCAUCGAGAAGCUCGAGGGCGCCGUCUCGGAGGUCCCCGCCCCUAAGGCGACCGCCGGGAACGGAGAGGCGUACAGGGACGACGCGAGCAGCUCCAGCGCAGACGACCCGACCGAGAUGUUCCACCGCGACAUCGGCACGCAGACCUCUGUCCCCCCGACGCCCAGGUUCGGCGAGCCCGGCUUCGGGAUGACGGGGACGGCGGCAGAGCAUAGGAACAGGUCCGCGAGCGACUGGCAGGCCGACAAGCUCGCGCGACUCAAGAGCUCGGCGGACCUGCUCAAGACAACGGUCGUCUCGGACGCCGAGGACCUCGCAGACCUGAAGUCCAGGAUGGACGUGCUCAAGGACGACCUCGUGCAGCUGGCGUAUCCGAGCCCGCAAGACUAUGGCAGCUACUCGCUCUACGGCGGCCCGCGCAAGAACGAGCCGGAGGACGAGAUCAAGAAGGCGAGGGAUAACAUCCGGAGGGUCAAGGGCGUGCUGCUCAGCACAAGGAAUUUCCCUGCCUCCUCGAGGUGA